AUGACCUCGCCUACUUCCCUUCUAAUCAUAACGUGCACCCUUGCGCUCCUAUUGCGACUUCUGCUGGCGACAUAUGCGCGCCUGGUGAAGUCGAGGGCCUUCCGUGACCUGCGCGGGCCACCCCCCGCCUCUUUUCUGACAGGAAAUCUGGCUCAACUCUCAGACGCGGAAGAUGGCCUGGUCUUCUUGAACAAGAUGCUGGCUGAUUAUGGGAGUGUAAUGAAACUGAACGGGUUGUGUGGCGACACGCUGCUUUGCAUUUCUGACCCUCGCGCUCUUUCACACAUUCUUCUCAAGGAAGCAGACAACGUCGCCGAAGUUGACUUGACAGGGACCACACAGAUACUCCACUACAUGUUUGGUCCGGGGCUGGUUACGACCAAUGGCCACCGUCAUCGCAAACAACGGAAGAUGCUGAAUCCUCUCUUUUCUACGGCACAUAUGCGUCGCGUGACACCCCUUGUUCGUGCUAUCACGCAGCAGUACAAGGCCCAGCUCACUCGUGAGACAACCACGGGCGCAAACGAUGUCGAUAUCGCACCCGGGUUGGCAUGCCUUGCUCUCGAGAUCAUCGGCCAGGUCGGCUUCGGCCACACGUUCAAUGCACUCCGCGGUGGCGCAUCGGAGUAUAUACGCGCGGCCAAGGAGCUCCUCCCUGUCACGGCUGAUCUGGCGCUUCCCAUCAUAGCGACAGUUGCCUCGGGCUUAUCAUGCUUACCUCCACCUGUUCUCAAGACUGCUGGCUGCACGCUCGCCUACCUGCUUCCCUCCUUACGAAAGCUCAUGUUCUGCGUUGAUACCCUCUAUGACACCGCGCGGCGCAUCUGGGAGGCCAAGAAGGAGGCUUAUGCGGCAGGAGAUGUGCUGCUUGGAGAAGCUGUGAAAGACAAAGGUGAUCUUUUGGGCGUUCUGUUGAAAGAGAACGCACAGGCCAAAGGCAAGGAUAAGCUGUCUGACAAUGAGUUACUCGCGCAAGUCAAUACUUUCAUUGUCGCCGGAGCGGAGAGCACAUCGACUGUUAUUUGCCGCAUUCUCCACCAAUUGGCACUUCACCCGGCGAUACAGGAACAGCUGCGCGACGAGAUCGUACAAGCGGGCGAGAACCUGGAAUACGAUGACCUGAUGCGGCUUCCUCUGCUUGACGCAGUUUGCAGAGAGACCAUGCGGCAGCACACGUUCUUUCCUUUCCGGAGUCGCAUGUGUAACACGGCGACAGCGGUCCCGCUCUCGAAUGGUACUGUUAUACACGUUCCUGCGGGAACUGAGGUCAUUCUCAAUUGCCACGGCGCGAAUACCGAUCCAGCUAUCUGGGGUGCGGACUCGCAAGACUGGCGCCCAAAACGUUGGCUGGAACCACUUCCCCAAACCGUCUUGGACGCUAAGAUACCAGGCGUGUACAGCCAUUCGAUGUCUUUUCUCGGUGGACCCAAAUCGUGCAUCGGCUACACGCUCGCCCUGCUGGAGAUGAAGGUCGCGCUGGCCGAACUACUGUCAUCCUUCAACUUCGCGCUUCCCCAACAGGACGAGAUUGUCUGGCGUUUUGGUAUCACCAUCUCUGCGAGUGUCAAGGGCGAGAAGAGCUUCAAUCCUACCAUGCCCAUGCGACUAACCCAGUUGGACCCGACGAAUCCUUGA
This is a messenger RNA of Peniophora sp. CBMAI 1063, 1635 nucleotides long. Lineage: Eukaryota; Fungi; Basidiomycota; Agaricomycetes; Russulales; Peniophoraceae. The record is from the annotation of a GenBank genome assembly.